Hirsutella rhossiliensis is the source of this 471-nucleotide messenger RNA. RefSeq names its product tim17/Tim22/Tim23/Pmp24 family domain-containing protein. Gene Ontology annotation, biological process: protein import into mitochondrial matrix. The transcript has 3 exons. Lineage: Eukaryota; Fungi; Ascomycota; Sordariomycetes; Hypocreales; Ophiocordycipitaceae. Gene Ontology annotation, cellular component: TIM23 mitochondrial import inner membrane translocase complex; mitochondrial inner membrane. Gene Ontology annotation, molecular function: transmembrane protein transporter activity. The record is from RefSeq and is a predicted model, not a curated record. The coding region runs from base 1 to 471 and encodes 156 amino acids.
AUGGCUCUCGAUCACACGCGGGACCCGUGUCCUUGGGUCGUUCUGAAUGACUUUGGCGGUGCCUUCGCCAUGGGGGCGAUAGGCGGCACCGUCUGGCACGGCAUCAAGGGCUUCCGCAACAGCCCCUACGGCGAGCGGCGCAUCGGCGCAAUCACGGCCGUCAAGAUGCGCGCCCCGGUGCUCGGCGGCAACUUCGGCGUCUGGGGCGGCCUCUUCAGCACCUUUGACUGCGCAGUCAGGGGCGUACGGCGAAAGGAAGAUCCCUUCAAUGCCAUCGCGGCGGGGUUCCUGACGGGCGGGUCGCUGGCAAUACGAGGUGGCUUUCGGGCGGCGAGGAACGGCGCUAUUGGGUGCGCCGUGCUGCUUGCCGUCAUCGAGGGCGUCGGCAUUGGGUUCCAGAAGAUGCUGGCAGGAAGCACAAAGCUGGAGGUCCCAGUACCUCCGGGAGCCGACGGCCAGGCUCUGGCAUGA